Molecule: messenger RNA, 9223 nt
Organism: Labeo rohita (rohu)
Lineage: Eukaryota; Metazoa; Chordata; Actinopteri; Cypriniformes; Cyprinidae
Gene: kif13ba
Product: kinesin family member 13Ba
Exons: 40
Coding region: 1101-6578 (1825 amino acids)
Biological process (GO): regulation of protein localization; microtubule-based movement
Cellular component (GO): adherens junction
Molecular function (GO): cell adhesion molecule binding; microtubule motor activity; microtubule binding
Source: RefSeq, a predicted model, not a curated record
GAUCACCGCUAACAUCACUGGCUUCACGCUGCUCAGUCAUGAAAUAAAGCGGCUCCUUAUUACGGUCGUAACAUCCACGCUGGGGUCCUUAAAUCAGUCCAAUCUUCAUUUUCCUGGAUUCGCUAAUUCUAUAGAAGACGCGUGUCUUGUCUCCGCCAUACUGGAUAUUAACCCAGGAGAUUUGCCGAGCUGGAUGGGAAUGUAGAGCAGCACCAUUGUUUUAAUCAGCUCGUGAAGUUGGACCCAUCCUGAAAAGAAACCAAAAUUCAACAAAUACGGGAUCAGAUGCCGUGGGAUUUCCUGCCAUUUCAUCAACAAUUCGCCAUCAAAUCUCGGAAAUAACUGCCAGAUUAGGAUUUUCGAAUAUUAUGUUUUUUUUUCCAGUCGUUGACAUUUACGUUUAGGGUCUUUCUGUCUAAAAUCGGUUUGUUUGCCAUUUUGUGCAUGUAAAAGUGCUACACUGACAGAUCUGAAUUGGAUAGCCUAACAUUAGACUAACAAUCCUGUACACUGCGAACAUAUAUUUUAUUCAGAUCUGCCUGUAUUGCACUUUAACCGGAUAAAACCGCUAUUUAAAUAGUUUUGCAGUGUUUCCCUGAAUUAAAACACCUGCAGGGAUACUUUGUUUUUUUUAAAUGCAACAUCUUUCCAAGUAAAAUGUGGUGGUUAGACUGUCACAGCCAGGCAUGAAUUAUUUAAACCCUGCUUACUUAUUAGUUACUCGGUUUCCUGCUGGACAAAAGUCUUGACAUUUGCAGUUUGACCCAGUGUGAGUGUGACAGGAAUCCAGGAGGGAGUUGGCUUUGCUCUCGACUCUGUUUUUGAUCCAACUAAAUCUCCAGCUGUCAAGACAUUCCGCCAAACUUUUCUUUUACGUUAUUACAAGCGAAAAUGUCUUUACUGUGCCGUUCAAAACGCAGAAAAACAACCCAGUGAGGACGAUGCUGGCCAUUUUUGGACACGACACGCUUCAGAUAUCUCAAAUUUUCCGGGACUCCGGUGACAGGCAUAUCUAGAUGAGUUUUAUUUUAUGAACUGGAGGCUGUCGGGAAGCAUUUCGGUUUAUAACACGUCUUCUCGUGGAUAUAUUGACAUUCAACAUGGGCGACACUAAUUUGAACGACUCUAACGUGAAGGUGGCGGUUCGGGUCCGGCCCAUGAACCGGAGAGAAAAGGACCUGAACACAAAAUGCGUUGUGGAAAUGGAGGGGAAUCAAACAUAUCUGUACCCGGCAAACCUGGGAAAAGAUUCCAGCAGGGGUCAGCCAAAGACCUUCGCCUAUGACUACUGUUUUUGGUCGAUGGAUGAGUCGGAGACCGAGAAGUUUGCUGGCCAAGAUGUAGUGUUUCAGUGCCUUGGGGAGAGUCUUUUGCACAAUGCCUUUCAGGGUUAUAACGCCUGUAUUUUUGCAUAUGGGCAGACUGGCUCGGGGAAGUCGUACACCAUGAUGGGUUCGGUGGACCAGCCCGGUUUGAUCCCCAGACUCUGCAGUUCUCUGUUUGAGCGGACCAUACAACACCAGCGAGAGGAAGAGAGCUUCACCGUAGAAGUCUCUUAUAUGGAAAUCUACAAUGAGAAAGUUCGAGACCUGUUGGACCCCAAAGGGAGUCGCCAGGCCUUGAGAGUGAGAGAACAUAAAGUUUUGGGGCCUUAUGUUGAUGGUCUAUCAAGGCUUGCGGUAGAAAGUUACAAGGACAUCGAGUCCUUGAUGUCUGAGGGGAAUAAAUCCCGCACUGUGGCGGCCACCAAUAUGAAUGAGGAGAGCAGUCGCUCCCAUGCGGUUUUCAAUAUCAUCCUCACACACACGCUAAAGGAUCUGCAGUCGGGGACAAGUGGGGAAAAGGUGAGUAAGCUGAGUUUGGUGGACCUGGCAGGAAGUGAAAGAGCUGCAAAAACUGGCGCUGCAGGCGAGCGGCUCAAAGAAGGCAGCAACAUUAACAAGUCUUUAACCACUCUGGGUUUGGUGAUCUCAGCUCUGGCAGACCAGGGUGCUGGAAAGAACAAGAAUAAGUUUGUGCCCUACAGAGAUUCAGUGCUGACAUGGCUGCUCAAGGACAGUCUGGGUGGAAACAGUCGGACUGCUAUGGUUGCCACUGUAAGCCCUGCUGCAGAUAAUUAUGAUGAGACGCUAUCGACGUUGCGCUAUGCAGACCGAGCAAAGAGCAUCGUCAACCACGCUGUGGUCAAUGAAGACCCCAACGCCAGAAUCAUCCGGGAGCUCCGAGAAGAGGUGGAGAAGCUGCGAGAUCAACUAACGCAGGCUGAGUCAAUGAAGGCGCCAGAGCUGAAGGAGAGACUGGAGGAAUCUGAAAAAUUGAUACAGGAGAUGACUGUCACCUGGGAAGAGAAGCUGAGGAAGACUGAAGAAAUUGCACAAGAGAGACAAAAACAGCUGGAGAGUCUUGGCAUCUCUCUGCAGUCAUCUGGUAUCAAGGUUGGAGAAGAUAAGUGCUUCCUGGUCAACCUCAACGCUGACCCUGCCCUUAACGAGCUAUUGGUUUAUUAUCUAAAGGAACACACUAAGGUUGGAUCAGCAGAUUCACAGGACAUUCAGCUGUGUGGAAUGGGCAUCCAAGCAGAACAUUGUGUCAUUAACAUCACACCUGAGGGAGCUGUCUUUCUCAACCCUUACAGAAACUCAAGAACAUGUGUGAAUGGAUCUCCAGUCACCAGCCGACAACAGCUUCACCAUGGUGACCGUAUUCUUUGGGGAAACAAUCACUUCUUCAGGAUAAACCUACCGAAGCGGCGCUUGCGGGGUGAGGAAGAGGAGGGUGAGGGAGGGAACAUGAAGAACAGUAAUAGCAGUGAGCAGCUGGAUGGAGAGGGAGACACGGCCAGCGAAGUGUCCAGUGAGGUCAGCUUCAGCUAUGAGUUUGCUCAGACUGAAGUCAUGAUGAAGGCUUUGGGCAGCAACGACCCAAUGCAGGCUGUUUUGCAGUCUCUGGAGCGCCAGCAUGAGGAGGAAAAGCGGACUGCUCUUGAGCGCCAGCGGCUGAUGUAUGAGCAAGAGCUGCAGCAGCUGCGCAAACAGCUGACUCCAGACAGACAGAGCAUGCAGAUACCGCAGUCGCAGCCCUUGCAGCCACAGUACCGCAGCUGGGAGAGACUGAGCCAGGGAGGAAUGUCAUCAUCACCCAGCGCCCAGCACCGCCUGCGCCAGUGGAGCGAGGAGAGGGAGGUGGUGCUGACGCGGAGCUUGAGGAAACUGAGGGAGCAGAUCGUACGGGCUAACCUGUUAGUGCAGGAGGCAAGCUUCAUCUCUGAAGAGCUGGACAAGAGAACCGAGUACAGAGUUACUCUACAGAUCCCUGCUGCAAACCUUAAUGCCAACAGAAAGCGAGACGCUGUAUUGAGCGAACCUGCCGUUCAAGUGAGAAGGAAAGGGAAAGGGAAGCAAAUAUGGGCCCUUGAGAAGAUGGAAAACAGGCUGGUGGACAUGAGAGAGCUUUAUCAGGAAUGGAAGGACUUUGAUGAGGACAACCCUGUGAUGCGCUCUUACUUUAAGAGAGCCGACCCUUUCUUCGACGAGCAGGUUAACCACAGUUUAAUCGGGGUGGCCAACGUUUUCCUCUCCUGCUUGUUCUAUGACGUGAAGCUCCAGUAUGCGGUUCCCAUCAUCAAUCAGAAAGGAGAGGUUGCUGGGCGGCUGCACGUGGAGGUGAUGAGAAUGGGUGGAGGAUUUGAUGACAGCGUAGCUGGAGGAGACGACAGUGAUGGAAGCCCGGACGGAGAUGUACAGGAACGCAAACUGGUCUGUAUGAUCAAGAUCCUGCAGGCUACUGGUCUCCCGCAGUACCUUUCCAAUUUUGUCUUCUCUCAGUACUCUUUCUGGGACCAAGCAGAGCCUGUCAUUGUUGCCCCAGAAGUGGAUCCCUCUGCUUCCUUCUCCAGUAGCAAAGACCCCCACUGCAUGGUGGUGUUUGACAGCUGUAAGGAGCAUGCUGUGACUGUAACAGAGGAUUUUAUUGAGUAUCUAACAGAAGGCGCCGUAGCCAUCGAGGUUUACGGACACAGGCAGGCCGAUCCAGGCAGGAACCCAGCUCUGUGGGACCUCAGCAUCAUCCAGGCCAAAACACGCACUUUACGUGACAGGUGGAGCGAGGUAACACGCAAGCUUGAGAUGUGGGUGCAGAUUCUGGAGCUGAAUGAGAACGGAGAAUACAUGCCCGUGGAGGUGGUUCCAGCACGAGAUAUUCGCACGGGUGGCAUCUUCCAGCUCAAACAGGGCCAGUCUCGGCGGAUUCAGGUAGAGGUGCGUUCAGUGCAGGACUCCGGUACAAUGCCUUUAAUAGCAGAGAUUAUUCUGGGAGUGUCCGUCGGCUGUGUGGAGAUCAGGCAGGUGCGGAUGACUAAAAACAAUGAGCCACAGGAGCCUGAGGGUGAUGAAAUGGACAGUUAUCAGGAGCGAGAUUUGGAGCGUCUGCGGCGUCAGUGGCUCACUGCUCUCACUAAGAGACAAGAGUAUCUGGACCAACAUCUUCAGAACUUGGUCAGCAAAACAGAUAAAUCUGAGGAUGAUGUGGAGAGGGAGGCCCAGCUGCUUGAGUGGCGUCUGACGCUCACAGAGGAGAGAAAUGCAGUGAUGGUGCCCUCUGCUGGCAGUGGAAUACCAGGAGCUCCUGCUGAGUGGGUUCCAGUACCUGGGAUGGAAACUCACAUUCCAGUGCUCUUCCUCGAUUUGAGCACUGAUGACUUCAGCUCUCAGGAGAACCUAGAUGUUCCCGAGGCGGGUGGCUGGGAUGCCAUGCUCAGCUCGGAAGAUGAGGAUGAAUAUUUUGACCUUCAGAUUGUCAAACACUAUGAUGGAGAGGUAAAAGCCGAAGCUUCUUGGGACUCCACGGUUCAUGAAUGUCCACAGCUGAGUCGAGGUGCUGCACCAGAUCAGAGAGUAUACUUGAUUGUCCGCACCGUGGUGCAGCUCAGCCACCCUGCAGAGAUGCAGCUAGUCCUGCGCAAACGCAUCUGUGUGAACCUCACUGGACGACAGGGUUUUGCUCAAAAUUUCUUGAGGAGAAUGUCCACCAGGAGCACUAUUCCUGGCUGUGGUGUGACCUUUGAAGUAGUCUCAAACAUCCCAGGGCAGGACAGUCAGAGCUCAGAGGACAGGGAGAUGCUGGCCCGUGUGGCCACCAGUGCUGAGAACCCCAAAUCUUCAGACAACGAAGCUGCCAUAGAGAAGUACCUGCGGAGCGUCCUGGCUGUGGAGAACAUCCUCACACUGGACCGUCUGAGACAGGAGGUGGCGGUGAAGGAGCAUUUGGCAGGUAAAGGCAAGGGCAGCAGACGCAGUCUCAGCUCUCCCAGCGUGCACCGGUUAUCUGGAAGCAGACAGGAUCUGUCAUUAAACUCAGUGCUGGAUGACAACAAGAAUCGAUGGGAGAGUCAGCAGGAUAUCUUCGCGACAUCCUCUCAGUUCAGCAAAACACUGCCACGACCAUCCAGACCUCCUACGCCACCUACGCAGAAUCAAGACCCCGAGCAAGGUUUUUCAGGGCUUGCUGCUUCUUAUAUCUCCCCAGUCAAGGCCCUGGUUCCUCAGAUGCCCAAGCUGCUAAAGUCCCUGUUCCCUGUGCGCGACGACAAGAAAGAUUUGAGACCCUCUCCACACUCCCAACAGCAUAUGCCACGAAUAAUGAUGCAAACAGCCAACAACCCUGAUGAAGGAAGAGUAAGAAUAGAACCGGUUGCAGUAAUGGGGAAGAGUCCCGCUUCAGACAGACACUCAGAUGGGCCAGAUGCCCCGUCCUCUAUGCAUGAUCCGCAUGACCUGCCCCUGAGCCCCAUCAGCGAGUCCUCCAGUGGCUAUUUUUCUACUAGCGUCUCCACUGCCACCCUUUCCGACGUCUCCAUAGCUUGCGGGGACCUUACCCCUACUCCCAAUUCCCAAGCGGCUCCCGUAGCAUCCAGGCACGACAACGAAGACUCUCUACCGACCCCUGUUAAUGCCUCUGUUGCUCCUGUAGAAGCUGGGCUAAGAUCUGACAAGCCUAGAAAAGAUGAAGACACCCAGACGGCCCACAGGAAUGGUGUCACCACCUCUCGGCAGGAAGCACAGCUAAAUACGACCCCUCCCCUGGUGUUGAGUACCUCCACAGACAGCCCUUUCUCCCUCCAGAAAGUCAAAGCCAAUGAACUCAGGUCUUUCAGUAACAUUCUCGGAGAUGGAAAAGCAACCACGACGCAAACUAACAGCCUGGAGAAGCUGGAGAUAACCUUUGACGAUGUGGAACCCAAGGAACUUGUUUGGCUCAAGGUGGGAGGGAGAGUCACUGUCGGAUCCAGCAAGUCUGGCACGGUCCGCUACAUCGGCCUAACGCACUUCUCAGAAGGCAUCUGGGUCGGGGUCGAGUUGGACACUCCCUCAGGUAAAAAUGAUGGUUCCAUCGAGGGCCACCAGUACUUCCGAUGCAACCCUGGUUACGGGGUGCUAGUCCGUCCAGAUCGACUGACUCGACGGGAAGCUUCCAAAAGGCACACCGAAAAUCGCCGCAGCGGGGAGUUCAGUCAGCAGCUGAGGGGAGGAGCCGGCACUGCCAUUCAGAAAGGAGAGAAUCGCAAAUCCUGGACCAGUUAAUUGACAAUGAGCUGAGCAGGACCUAACCGAGGUCGAGGAGGUCAACUCCAUCCAUCACUGUGCUUGGGGCUAAUGGAGCAUUCAGAUACCCAACUUUGCAUGGAGGUGGUACCAACAUUCCCUUACAAACCCCUCUGUCAGUUUCGGUGCUAUGCUAAUGUGUAGCAUGUGGGAGUGCUAUGAAUUUUAACAUGCUGCUUCGGCUGUGUUCCUUGGUUUGGCAUCUCAAGCAAGUCUCCUUGAGUUAACCGUAAAUGAAUCCUCCGAGAUCAACCAUUUUUGUUCGUGCCCCCGGACUUGAAACAACAAAUGAUGCUUGAUUUGUCUUCUCUGCACAGUCAGUAAUCGAUUUUUAGUUUCCUGAAUGUGCCUUUUAAGUCAACCCAUUUUUUUGUUUGGCAUCCCUCAUUGCACCUUCGUAACACUAGUAAAUGGAAGACACGUAAGAGAUUAACUCAGGGAUCCGAUCGGAGUUAUUGAAUACGCCCAGUUGGGUUUUCAGCUGUAAGCCACUAUCAAUGAAGGGUUGCGUGUAUUUCGCAAUAGGUGUCGCCCUGAGGAAGUCAACGCAGGUUUUAGAUGCGAGUUUCAUCAUGUUGUGAAGUACCACUACCACUUGGCCAGUGAUUGGACAGCUAAAUCCACAAGAUGAGAUAUUUUAUUUGGUAUUAUCAGUAUUUUAGACAGGAAACUGCCUGCUUGGUGUGUAUCCUUAAAUGCACGUAGAUUUGACUGAAUUGGCACAUUCAGGCUUAAUUGACUGGCUUAAUUAGGCUCUCUCUUAAUGCUUUUGAUGAUUGGACUGGAUAAAAAGUAUUUUAGAGUGGCUUAUUUACAGUCUGGUGGGUUGCGGCAUGUUUUAGCAAGCAGCCUUUUUAAUUGGAAUUGGGUUAUUGAAACUACUUUAAACUCAACUUCGUGCUACAAUUUAAAGUAGCUGAUUGGUUUCUAAAAGACUGUCUUCCACAAGAAGGUCACGGUAAAAGCACAUUCCAGUUUUGCGUAUUGGACCAAUUCCUGGCAAUACCUUCAGCUUAUUUAUUCAAAUUAAAAGAUCUAAAAGCGAUUUUGUUAUAUUUUUAGCAUACCGUAUGGGCAAAGUGGUCACAUUUAUAUAGUUUUUUUUUAACAAGGAGCUUGUGGAUAUGAUGCUUGCUCACAUCAGAUGGAGAAGAAAAGACGUGUUAUUUCAUUCCUUUUAUAUACUAUUCAUAGAAAUCAUGAUGUGAUUUCUGAAGUCUAAUGCAAUAUCAAAUUAUUAAAAUCUAUUUUAAUGGUUGUAGGUAUGUAAAUUGAAUUUAUAAAGUGUGAAAAUCCCAUAAAUGGAAAUUAAUUUGCACAUUUGAUUUAUAGUAGAUAGCUUAUGUGCCCAAAGGGCACUUAGUUUUGUUGUAAAUUAACUUAAACUAACCGAUGAUCCACUGUAAAUCUGCUUUUCACUGGAUUUGGUGCUCAAAAGUCAAAACAUUUAAAUUUUCAUCUGAGAAAAGAUGCAUUUCUCCACAGUUUGAAGUUGCCUUUUAUUUUUCCUCUUUGUGUUGUCAAAAUUAGCAUCUUCCCAUGUUUUUUUUUUUUUUUUUUUUAAUGUAUCUUGAUCUGUGCCUCACUCAUAAUGAGAAAAAAAACAAACGCACACAUGGAGCACGUCUUUGUUGCUGUGAGGCGGUGGGAUUUUAAGGCCUGCUGGGUCACGGUAGUAACUAGUCAUUAAGUAUUCAUUUAAAGGUAAUGCAAGAACAGAUGGAUUGCCUUUAGACUGACAAGUUUCGAAGUUUAUUUUAAUGCAUUUCUGUUGUAGCAAUAACGUUAAAAACGCUUGUAGGAAUUUGAUGGUUCAUUGGUUUGAACCUAAUAAGUUACUUUAAAAAGAAAGGGGAAAUGAACUUAUUGAAGACAUCGUUUUUGGUAAGCGGAUCUCCACGGCCCAACGUUGCAAUCAUAGUUGCUUUUAACUACUAUGUUUAUUUUGUUUUUAAGUGCAAUUUGCUAUUUUUCUUCAUCAUUAAAACGGUUGAAUGCACCCCAUUCUGUUCAACGUCAGCAAGUCUUUUAGUAGCAGUCAUGACACCUUGAUCUCUCAUAAAUGGCUUCGAUCCAGAGCCAUAUCUGAGCAACCACACAGUGGCCUUUUGAAGUCAAAUACUAAAUACAGGUGUGGAGACUCGUUCUUUCCUCCUGUUUGAAAUCCUUUCCAUUAAGGGCAUCAGGAGAAAGAGGUUUUGAAGGAAGCUUUGGGCCCUGCUGUUUACACAGAUGUCAGACCAAGCUCUUGGCAGGAAGUUGCUGCUCUACUUCUGUAGUUUUUUUUUUUCUUUUUUCUUUUUUCCCUUUUUCUGAGCAGCGAGUGGACGACUCUGUAUUUCACCACUAGUCUGUGCCUCGUCCUAAUGGUUUCUUGUCAUGAAAGUUGUCCCGUAUAUAUGGCGCGUUUGAACCCAGAGUAUACGUGUGUAUGUGUGUUUUGUAUAUAGUUGCAUCUUGAGAGUUCAAUCUGAGCACAAGGCUGGGUUUGAUUAAUUUAAUUAUCUGCAAUUCUAUGCUGAUAUCCAAAGAAUAAUCAUGUAUAAUAAUUCAUUUAUAAUUUCUUUUAUAUUGACUGUACAAUAAUCUGGCUGUAAAGAAAAAAUAAAACGUGAACUGAUUUA